UGGCUGUCCUGCCUGGAGAUGUCACCAGCAGUGGCCCCCACGAGAACACAGCUGCCCAUUCAGAUGCCCUGUCUCUGAGCCACCCUGCCCAUUCCCAGCACACACCCUCCACUCCUACACACUGGAUACACAAGAUGGCUGCUAGUUCUGGACCGUUUUUCCCCCGUCGUUGGAUCCUCGUCCUCCUAACAUUUUCAGCCAGGUGUUCAGUGUCAGCAUUCAAGGUGAUGGAAGGUGCUACUGCGACAUUGUCCUGUCAAUAUUCAGUGAGCCGUUUGGGUUUGAGCCGCGUGUGCUGGGGACGAGAAUGUGGCACGUUCUGGUGCAACAACAUCCUCGCGCAGACAGACAAACAUGGCGUCAUCUCCAAGGUGUCGGACAGGUACAGACUGGCAGGUGAUGUCCUCGCGGGAGAAAUGGACCUGGGAAUUCUCGACGUCAAGCGGACAGACAGUGGGCCAUACUGUUGCAGAGUGGACAUAGAUGGCAUUUUCAACGACAAAAAAAUUAUUCAAAACUUAAGGGUCAUGAAAGCUCCAGUGACCGUUUUGCCAACAAGCACCACUGUACAUGUUACAGAAGCUCCUCCCACCACAGAACACUGGAGAGCUGUUGAAUCAUCACAUCUAGCCAUUCCAAGACAGAACACCAGUCUUUUCCCUUCGCAAACACUUAUGGAGGAGCCUCUUCCCAGCUUCUCUCUCCAGAUCAACAUCCCAGUGCUCUCUCUCUCCCUCAGUCUGCUCCUACUUAUAAUGGGGGCUUUGGUGAUAUUGGGGUUUAAACGAGGGAUUCACAGAAGAGCUUUAAAGACAGGCUGUUUGUCAGCCAAAGAGCCGCCUCACAUCAUCUAUGAGAUCCGCAUGAGGAGACCUGUGGAGGAGAACAUCUAUACUCUGGACUAGGGUGGAAGAGCCAGAGCACUGAUCUGUCCAAUAGAUGGCUGUUAACAUGAUAGUGAGGACAGCCAGACUGAUGUCUGUUUUGUCACAGUGGGUGCGUCCCAUAAGGCACCCUGUUCCCUAUAUAUUGCAUGACCAGGUAGCUGGGAAUAGGGAACAGGGUGCCUUAUGGGACACACCCACACUGUGACACACAGACAUCAGUCUGGCUGUCCUCACUAUCUUUUUAACAGCCAUCUAUUGGACGGAUCACUGUUGCCUGACAGCUGCUGUCAGAAUGAUCAUCUCUCUCAGAGGCUCUACUUUCACUUAUGGUAUCUAUGGGAGUUCCCCCUAUGUAAAAUGGAUUCACCUUUUUUAUAUAUUGUUAUUAUGUAGUGGUGUGAUGUUUUUUAGAUGCACAGUAUUGGUUGUUAUCACAAGCGGUCUAAGUUAUGCCUCUUUCUAAUUAAACAAAACGACCUAAAAGUAAAA
Messenger RNA from Oncorhynchus gorbuscha (pink salmon), 1376 nucleotides. RefSeq names its product hepatitis A virus cellular receptor 2 homolog. The coding region runs from base 135 to 905 and encodes 256 amino acids. Lineage: Eukaryota; Metazoa; Chordata; Actinopteri; Salmoniformes; Salmonidae. The transcript is spliced from 7 exons. The record is from RefSeq and is a predicted model, not a curated record.